AUGGGUAUUAAUACUGGGCAUCGGGCCUCUCCAGUAAAGCCAUGCUUUGAGCAAGAAAGCGCCCUCGCAUCUCCUGCCAAUACACUGCCAAACGAAAUCAGCCAAUAUGGUUAAGCUGAUUCGAGUCCGAUUCACUUUGCACCUCCCUUUGUUACUCGCUCUGGCAUCGUUGAGCUUUGCUGUUGUGGACAAAUGGACUCCAGAGAGCUUCAACUGGUCGGCUCUUGAUCCUGGCCCCCGAGAGUCAUGGCAAGGCCUGUACCUGAACCACAACGGUACCUCGGCGCACAUCAAUGCGCUUGCUACAACCACUCUCACCGACGUGAGGAUCGCAGAUGAUGGAUCCACCGUUUUAGUUGCCCCGUGGCUGAUCGGUCUUGCCUGGCAUACAUUCAAUCUUGCUCUGACAGGGGCCGGCCUGGCGAGUACGAUCAAAACUUGUCAGCAAAACGAGGGUCAAGCAGACAACAUCUUCUACUGUGUCACGGGGCUACUCAGUACCAUCAUCGGAGUGGGUGGUGAGGUUUCUGCAGCAAAGAAAUUCCUCCAGAACAAGGGAUACCUAGGAGUCGCUGCGAAUGCUUGGAUGCAAUCUGGGCUGGAACAGAUCGAUAUGCAUGUAUUUGGGCGCGACUUGGACGGGGUGGACAUGACGCCCCAGAAAGCUCAUAAUCACUUCGUCCACAGAGCUCUGCGCAGUCUGUCGGUGGAUGACGAGGUGGACUUCGUGGGCUAUGCACCCGAUUCACACAAGUUAGCUAGGCGGGGCUCGUCAGUCCAUCCAUUAGCGCCUAUGUUCCGCUUCAAUCAUCACAAAUACGGCCCAAUGGAGCUGACCUCUCGCGAUACGGGGGAUAACGGUGUGCAUUUUACCAUCUCCUACGCCGGCCAUCCCACCCACCACGCUAGCCAGGAGAAGCGCGACGAGUUCUUCCGCCACGAGCGCCUGGAUCAGCAUCUGAUGGAAGCGCGAUUCGAUUCGGAAGCCUCUGGGGCUGACCCCGGAGAUAUCUCCUUUAAGGGUGCAGAAGCGUUUGGCAAAAUCGAAAAGCAGGUGGAGUGCUUUGCUGGGACCGAGUGGAAUGAAGGAAAUGUGUUGUCGGUGCAGAUGUAUGACCAGGCGAAUAAAGCCACCUUUGGGUUUGCAUCCAUUGGCAUCUUUCCUGAUGACAGUGUGGAUUCGGGACUUAAGGACUUCGGGCCGCGGGGCUUGCCGUUAACUGGUGGGCAGGACUGUUGAAUAUUGGGUACUCGGGAUGUGGUCCCCAGGUAACAGAGGUCGGUUGUAGGGUUACAUUGAGUGCAAGGUGCGGAAAAGUGUCUUGGGAUAACUCUUUGAAAUGCGGUACUUUGACUCACUCUUA
This is a messenger RNA of Aspergillus alliaceus, 1364 nucleotides long. RefSeq lists its product as uncharacterized. Bases 107 to 1240 code for a protein of 377 amino acids. The transcript has a single exon. Lineage: Eukaryota; Fungi; Ascomycota; Eurotiomycetes; Eurotiales; Aspergillaceae. The record is from RefSeq and is a predicted model, not a curated record.